This is a messenger RNA of Aspergillus uvarum CBS 121591, 2532 nucleotides long. RefSeq lists its product as uncharacterized. Lineage: Eukaryota; Fungi; Ascomycota; Eurotiomycetes; Eurotiales; Aspergillaceae. Gene Ontology annotation, biological process: DNA-templated transcription; regulation of DNA-templated transcription. The record is from RefSeq and is a predicted model, not a curated record. The transcript is spliced from 5 exons. Gene Ontology annotation, molecular function: DNA-binding transcription factor activity, RNA polymerase II-specific; zinc ion binding; DNA binding. Bases 1 to 2511 code for a protein of 836 amino acids.
AUGAAAGACUUGACUUUCGACGUUCGCUACGAUAAUGAAUUGGCCCAUGAGUACUAUGGGGACGGGUCCAAGCUGGCGAACAGUCUUCGAAAGAUCUACGAAGCCCAGCACCUGGAGAUCCCGGACGAAUUUGAGUCUACGCUGACCACCCCGCCCAUCCACUUCAUGUCGGUCUCUGCGCCGGACGAUGUAGAUAUGGAUGGUCUCCGGCAGGUUAAUGUGCCUCCGGGUCUAUCCAUCGAGAUCUUGGACUUCGAGAUCUACGCACGUAUCUCGCCUGCAGUCCAGGCUGCCUCUCUCCGUUUUCUUUUCAACUCCACCCAACGGCUUUCUCUUUCUCCUCCCCGGAGUAAGACCGACCCGCUGAAACCAGCCACUGUGACACUCAUCGAUAUCAUGUCUUCCACCCCAUCGUCAUCAUCCUCGCCAUCAUCCUCAACUCUAUAUGCACCGAACCCUCAAAGACGCAAAAUUCGAAAAGGGACCUUUUCCUGCUGGGAAUGUAAGCAUCGAAAGAGACGAUGCAUCUUCGAGCCCGCCAGCAACCCCAGCUGUGUGUAUUGCGACAGCCGAGGGUUGCAAUGCAUGAGCCAAGCCUUUGCCGAUCCGUCCAGCAACACCAACUAUGAGCAGGUGGAGGAUCGUAUUCAGCACAUUGAAGCGCUCGUGCAUCAUCUACUGCGUCAGCGGAAGAAUGCCCCUCCAACAAUCGCAUCGUCUCGACCCGCAGCUGCAAGGAUUUCCAGGGACAACCCCCCCCUGUUGAGCCAGCACGGGCUCGAUGCAGAAACCGCUUCCUUUGCGGUCAUCAACCCCAAGGGCGUUUGGCACACGCCCACUCGGUCACUGGGCAGCUUUCUCCUUUCAUACAUGCCUCCUCCCUCCACUACUGUCAUGAUCUUGACCAAGGGUAAAUUCUUCUAUUUCCCAUUCACACUUGUGCAAUCGCCCCAGGUAAGUCGCCCACAGGCGACCAUCGAAGCAGCGAAGCCCGAUGCGGCACUGGAACUGCCCUCAUCAACCACACCCCCGGUCGAUCUGGCCCGUAAGCUGGUGCAGCUUGCUCUAGGAUUGCAACAACUCAGUCUGACAUCCUCCCGCGAGGUUCAGCUCCAACUGAGAGAACCUCCGGGGGCCGCUGCACAGCGCUAUCUCACGGUCGCGAGUCGCCAUGUCACUUCCGACAACGAGCUCGUCUGCUCGCUGGAGGGGCUGGACACUCUCAUGCUCGAGGCUCGCUACCAUAUCAACGCAGGAACCAUGCGGUCUGCGUGGCUCAUCUUCCGCCGGGCCCUCAGCGUGGCGCAGAUGCUGGGCUACCCCCAGCGGCUCCCGCAAGCGAGCCAGAAAACGCAGGCGCUCUUCUUCCGACUGGUGUAUUGCGAUCGGUUCCUAUCACUCAUUCUCGGGCUACCUCUUUCGCUGUCGGACAAUGGUUUUGCAGCCGAGCAGUUCAUGGCAAAGCUUCCCCCGUUCGACAGACUCGAGCGCAUGCACGUCGUUCUGGCGGGCCGAAUCGCCGAUCGGAACAUGCGCAUGCUGCCUCGCUUCGGCUCGCUCGGACAAAGGGAAGAAGUUGGGUUUGAUGAUUUCCAAGAGACCGACGAUAUUGACUACGAGUUGAGGAAAGCGAUCCGAUAUUUGCCGCUCGCGUGGUGGGAUCCGCCGGUGCUGGAGAAUCAGGUGACUGAGGAGGAGAAAAUGGGGGCCAUCGCGCAGAUCAUCACCCAGAUGCACCACCAUUACCUUCUCAUCAUGCUCUAUCAGCCAUACUUUGUUCAACAUCUGGGACGCUCCAGAGAGGCGGACAGUGUGAUCUCCGUCCUCUCGGCCGGGGACCAUGGGUACAAGAAGCUCGCGAUUCUCUCCGCCAGCCGGGAAGUGCUGACUCGAUGUCUGGCCUUCCGCGAUGAGCACCCGAUGAUGUCCUAUCACGGGUUGGAUAACAAGGCCUUCGUGGCAGCAACAGCGCUCUUGAUCAUCCACAUCGACGGACAUAACCUGGGUCGCGCGAAUGCCCUGGAGCACCAACGGCCCUUGGAUCUGAGGACUGUCGACAACGUCAUCGAUAUACUGGAGCGGCUAUGUUUGCGAAAUCACUUGACCAGCCCGACGAUCGGCGUUGUGCGAAACCUGAGAAUGAUCGAGGGAGAAGCGGCAGACGGGGCGGAGUUUUACGUCCUGCAGGCCAACGAGGUCCCUGAAACUGCGGAGUGCCGCCUGAAACUGGAGAUACCGUACUUUGGAUCCUUCUGCAUCCUGCGUCGGCCGGCCAGGUUUAUUGGUGAAAGUCCGAUGAUGGCGGUGGCAGACCCGACUUCGACGUUCUUAGUCAACAACAUGGGUUUGGAUGGUGGGAUUUCCGACAAUGCUCUUUUCUCGACUGCCAGUCAGACACAGGAUCACCCGAACUACUCAGAGAUGGACUUCUUCAACGCUUGGAUCCGGGACAGCAAUGCCGUGCUACCGGGAUCUUACAGUGGACAGCAAUCUGACUCGCAACUCAAUUGAUUCUCAUUUGCCAAUACAGAU